Parasteatoda tepidariorum (common house spider) is the source of this 5033-nucleotide messenger RNA. RefSeq lists its product as uncharacterized. The record is from RefSeq and is a predicted model, not a curated record. Gene Ontology annotation, biological process: microtubule-based movement. NCBI's taxonomy places the organism in Eukaryota, Metazoa, Arthropoda, Arachnida, Araneae, Theridiidae. Gene Ontology annotation, molecular function: microtubule binding; microtubule motor activity; ATP binding.
AUGAAUAGCUUAUGGUCAGGUAUAACUCAGAGACCCAGUAUGCCUGCAAUCGUGACAGUUCAGGAAGGAGAAAUAAAAAGUAAGGAAGGCAGCUCCAUGGAUAGGAAAGUGGGCCGAGGGUUUUACACCCCACUCAGAGAUCAGCAUAAUCCUCACGUCUUCUGCGAUCCUUCUCCUGAAGAACUGCUUCUUCUGGAAGUGCUCCGGCACGACAGGGCUGCUCAGCGUUUAAAUCUGUCCUCAAGAAAGAAACGACGCCAACAGCAUCAUCCAGAUUCAGAGGCCCUUCCAUUCCUCACAAACUUUGCAGAAAUUUUGCGUGUUUCUCCACCUCCUGCACCACCUGCCUUACUUCGCUCGAUUGGAAAGAAGGAGAAUUUUUCCAUUGGAAAGGUGAAGGUAAUGCUUAGGAUAAAACGUGAUACAGAAGAAUUGAACUCCUCUUUCCUGAACAUCGACGCCCGUAAGAAACAAAUCACAAUCUAUGAUAACUCAACCAGUAGCCAAUCAUCUCCUUCAGUUGAUCGGAGAACGGGAGUGUCUGCUCCCAAAAUGUUUGCUUUUGAUGCCAUCUUCUCCCCAGAUGACACUCAAGCUGAAGUUUGUUCGAGUUCCUUACCUGAAGUAAUCCAAGCUGUUGUUGGUGGAACAGACGGAUGCCUCUUUGUUUACGGACAUUCCAAACAAGACCUAGGCACAGAAGGAAGUGGUACUUCACCUGGAGUUUAUUUGCGAGACGAUCCUAUAUUUGGUGCUCAACUGAUCAAUCAAAGUGAACUUCGAGCACCGACAGCUGAAAAAGCUGCGUAUCUUCUGGAUGCAGCCUUGGCAGCCAGGUCGAGAGAUACAGAAGACGAGGGUCGGAACUCCCAUUUCCUUUUCACCCUUCAUUUGUAUCAGUACAGAGUAGAAAGGAGCGGGAAAGGUGGAGUUGCCGGUGGCCGAAGUCGUCUUCAUCUCUUUGAUUUGGGAAGUUGUGAUAAAAUAGCUACAAAACCUCGUGAUGGUGGUUGCUUGUCAUUAUCAGCCUUAGGGAAUGUCAUUUUAGCCAUCUUCAACGGACAAAAACAUGUGCCUUAUAAGGAGAGCAAACUAACACAGUUGCUGAAAGAAGCAAUGGGCUCUCUAACUUGUCGGGUUGCCAUGAUAGCUCACAUUUCAUCGCAGUUGACUCAUUAUUCGGAAAUAUUAGGAACCAUUCAGUUAGCUUCAAGGGUUCAUCGAAUGAGAAGAAAAAAAAUAAAGUACGCAAACAUAGGAAUAGAAACUGAUGAAAAAGGAGUUUGUGUCCGUCCUUAUGUCCGCAUGCAUGCGGAUGAAAACAUUAAGUCGGGUAGCAGCGACCCAGAUUAUACGUCCAGCAGUGAACAGUCGUGUGACACAGUAAUCUAUGUGGGUCACCUUUCACAUGGUGGUCAAGAAUUCACGGACAAUGAAGGCCCUCCGUCAUCUUUACCAAUAGUUCCUAAACUAAAACAAACUCAGAGCAAAGCACAUUCUAACGAAAAGAGUUCGACCUUAGAGAGAAAAAGGCACAAUUCCAUUAGCAAAUCAGGGCCAUCUUCAGAAGAACAGCGUAAAACAGAAGACAAGUCAUCCAAUCUUCAAAAUGAGGGCCAUCAUGCAAGCUCAGGAAAAACUAAUAAAUCUGAUAAAAAUCUAUUAAGCUCUAAAAAUUCAUCUUCCCUACAGCGGCAUCAACCAGCUAGUACACAGACUUUAGGAGCGGAUAAUAAGUCCGCUCAAAAUAGCCCCGUGCAUGUUCAGAAAAAAGCUAAACAUCGGACAUCUCAAGCAAAACAAGAUCAAAUGACAGAUGCUGAAUUGCUUGCAUCAGCAGUAAAGAACCAAUCCCCUUGUAAAAAUUCGAAAAAACAAAGUGAUGAAACUUGGAUAGAUGGCCCGCGUUUUACGAAACCUAAAUUCGACUCUAAAACACUCCAUCAAUUGCAAAAGGAACAAUGGGUUGAUGGCCCACCAAAUAUGUAUGGUUUUAUGGACCACCAUAAGCAAGACAUGAUACAAAGAUGGAUUGAGGAGCAUUCUCGACAACUUCAGGGAUCACCGAAAAAGAAGAAAGAUGAAGUUUGGAUAGAUUAUCCUAAGGACUCUGCCGAUAAAAAUAAUUCCAGUAGUGAAACCACUAAGAACCAGACAGAUGGCUUAUACGGAAAAAUAUCGAAAGAAGGUAAAAACGUUUGUAAAGAAAAACAUUCAGAUGAAGUCCGCAAGGAUGAGAAAGAUGAUUGCGCUGACAACGCUUCGUGUGAAAUGGAAGUCGUAGAUGACGAGGCAGAUAGUGCCAGCAACUCGGCUGAUGUCGAUGAAACUGAUAACGAGGAAAACGCAGAAGCAAGUGGCUACGAUUCAGAUUUGCAUAUUUUAAACAUUUCACAAAAUGGUAUACAAAAUCAAUCUUUGUGUACAUCAGCAUCUGCAAAUACCUUUGAUAUAUCUGAUGAUUAUACAGACACCAUCGAAGUAUACGAAACUGAUGAAUCAGUGCCUAUGGUAGAUUCAUGUCUUCAGGUUACUGAAGAAGACAUAUUAGCAGAGUAUUGGAUGCAACAAAGACGGAAAUCAUCUGAAAAUCCUUUACCAGAAGUUGAUCAAAGUAACCGCGAGCAUCCACUUCGAAUAUUAAGUGAAGAGGGCUUAAACCUUCCAUCCUCAUUCACAGAUUCUCGUUCUGUUAGCGUAGAUUUGGACAACAUUAGCGUUCCUGAUACCGGUGAAAGCUUAAGAGAUCGUAAUCAACUAACCUGGCGUCUCUUGUAUGGCAAUAUGUUCCAAAAAAUCAAAGAGCAACACCAGCAACGUAGAACUGCAGAUGACUUAUCAUCUGAAACAAAUAGAACUAUGAACGAGAAACUAGAAAGAAUAGCUAGGUUGAGAGAUCUAAUUCAGCCACUAACGAGGCACCGAAGUCAAACAAAAAUCGAAUCAAUAUUUAAAACAUGUCCUAUUGGUAAAUUACCUUCCUCAGGUUCUCGAUACACAUUACCAGAAAUUUUAACUGAUAGUAGAGAUUCUAGUAUGGAAGAUUUAUCUGCUGCAGAGGUGAUAAGUACCCAAAGUGAACCAGCUGAUUUAGAUAUAGAUAAAUAUGAUUUCAAAUUAAACAUUAAACCAAUGAAUGGAUUGAAAUUAGAAGCUUACUUCAGAAAAAUACAAAAAAUGCCACCCUUCUUAGAACAAUAUUCCUCCUUGAAACCUACUCAAAUCGUGCCUCCUUUGAGUUAUGAACAAGAGAAACUGUAUUUGUUAAACAAAAUGGAAACGCAGAGAUCUGAAAGUAUGAUAUUAGGACAUUCUAACUAUAAAGAAAUGGAUUUUUCUAGUUUUAAAACUGCGCCAGAAAUCUCAACUAUGGAAAGCAAGUGCAUUGAUAUAAAAUCUUCCACUAGUUCACUGAAAGAUUCAAACUCAACCACGCACAUUAAUAAACAUUUAUCGACCACUAGUUUGCCUAAAGAAUCAUCUAGGCACAGCUCUUCCGAAAAUAUCAUUCAAAAUAAAAAUCAAAAAAUUUCAGAAUCAUCCACUGAGCUUGAUAAAAAACACACUGAUAGAAAAGAUUCGAAAAAAUCCAUGGAUUCUAUCGAUACUUCAAGGCGCAACGAAAUAAAAUCUUCCAAAACUUCAAUUAAUAAAAAUGUAGAUAUUUCCCAAUUAACUGUGGGCCAAUCUCCCAGCAGUAACUCAAAAACCAGACACAGGGGAAAGGUAAAAAAUUGCGAAGGUAAUAAUAUAUAUUCGGAACCAGCAUCUACUCAAUCAUCCUCUAUUUCCUUAUGGAGUAAAGAUACUUCAAUGUCCUCGAACUCGUCCAAAAUGGCGCACAGAUCUGGUGUCAAUCCUAAUUCUUCCUUAAGGACUUCAAAUAAAUGCCACGUUGGAAAUGGUAACAUUCCCAAUGGUGGCAGCAAAACUUCAAAGACAAUAAGCAAUUCCAAAUUACCUCCCAGGUCAAGUCCAACUGAUAGUAGUACAUCUGGUGUUACCACUACGUGUUGUUCAACUAUGAAAGGUAAAGACAAAACAGUGUCAUCUAAAAACAAGUCUCACGUUAAACAAAAGCAGAAUGCAACGGACAGUAGAAAAUCUCAAAAAAAUAAAAGCCUCUGCAGAAGUACCAGUUCUCCAAGCACAUGUGUAGAUAGCGGAGAUACUGCUAUCACUGACUUUACAGAUAGUGACCAUUACCAUAAUUCUCGACAUGCGAGUGUGUCAGGUGCCCUAGCGUCUCCCUAUCAUAAAGUACCACAAGUUCAUGUUAGUCAUCAUCAUCAUCACCACCACCAUCAUCAAAGGACGAGUAGUGGUCAUGGUAGUGAAAGUAGUGUGAAUAGCAGUGAGCCACGGGAGGCAAAAGAAUUGCUUCUGAAAGGAACUAAAACGCAACAGUUUUCAGGGACCAGCAGUGGUUAUGAAAGCAUGCUCAGAGACAGUGAAGGUACUCCUCUUUCAUCUAGCCAAGAAUCAGGAAAUGAGGAUUCUUUCGACAAAGGCGAAAGAGGGCGAAGGGGAAGAAGAAAAUCUACAGGGUCCAGCAAAAGAAGUUCAUCUGCCCCUGCUCGAAGUCCUGCCUCACCUUUGGGUCGUUCUAAUUCCUCAGCCAUCAAUCAACAGCCAGUGUCCAACAGUAGAUCCCACAGAAGGGGAGAUCGAAAUGCGCAUAGAUCUGACGAAGAAGUAGGAUGUACGAGUCUGCUCUGCUGCCGAUUGCUGGACUUUUACUGAAGAACUUCUUUUUAAGCAAAAUAAAUUCACCAUUAGUGCCAAUUUUUACCAUUCUCCGCUCCAGAAAACAUAGUUAUCUACUUUUGAAAUCGGACAUUAUCAGAUUUAAAGAGAAGUAAAUAAAUGUGUUGAAAACUAUAUAUGGAACAUUUAUGAUAAAUAAGCAAUGUAAGAAUGACUGUUUAUAAGUAAAAUGAAGAAAUCAAUUUUGUAUUAUGGAACUUGAUGAGUGAGAAGCUGAUUUGUUUAUUGAUUUGUAAUAACAAUAAAUUUAAAAUAUUUAAUAUUAA